Adineta ricciae is the source of this 2865-nucleotide messenger RNA. The record is from the annotation of a GenBank genome assembly. Lineage: Eukaryota; Metazoa; Rotifera; Eurotatoria; Adinetida; Adinetidae.
AUGUCAGCAACCUCGGAAAAAUUUCAUUUCGUUUUUAGCCAUGAACUUGAAGAACAAAUUCAAAUCAAAAUCUCUUCAAUCGAUGGCGAUCGAACGCAACCACAGCAACAGCAGCAACAAUCACCAGUACAACCUACAAACGAUAUCUUUUUUUCCAAUAAUCCAUCAUUUAUACGAAAUUUAAGUGAUGUGAAACGUAGUGAACCUUACGUUCUGUGCCAAGUCUUCUCCGAUGGGCAAUCACUAUGCAUACCAGUUCAAACCUCCUAUAAAUCAUUCACUGAUAAAUGGAAUUGGAAUGAAUGGUUAACAUUACCAUUGAGAUAUUGUGAUUUACCGCGUCAUGCAAUACUCGCAUUAUCAAUUCAUGAAAUUAUUUCUCCUACACAAGUUCGCAUUAUCGGUAGUACAACUAUUUCGUUAUUUGAUUCGGAAGGAGUUUUUCGACAAGGAAUUUAUGAUUUAAAAGUGUGGCCGAACGUUCUUCCGGACGUGAGAUUAAAAUCGUCAACACCUGGUAAAAUCGAACAAACAUCAAAUGAUGAACAAAUACUCAGCAAUCAUACAAAUCAAACAAUAAAGCCAGUCUCAUCAGCACCAGUGAUAGCCACAGCUAAUCUACAAUACAAUCGAAAACAGAUCACAUCUAAACCUUUGAAUAUCACCUGGAAUGAUGACAGUGCAUAUCCAAUGUUAGACGAAUUAAGUCGAAUAGCAAAGUUAAUUAAAACUCAAUGUGAUGGCCAUACUAUCAACCAGGAUUGGCUUGAUCAAUUAGCACUAGCGAAAGCACGAACGUGUCUCGAUAAAGAACGUUCAACCUCGAAAUCGAUGUUGUUAUUAAUUGAAUUUGCACGAACGACAAUCGAAGAUAAUGAAUGCAUUGCACUUUAUUUUGAACCGAAAUGUGACGAUGUAUUGAAUUAUCCUAUUGGUUACACAGAUCUCGCUGUUUAUGAUCCUGAAAUCGAUCUCGAGAAUAUCGUGGAGAGUAAACAUUUAAAAUUAUCUCGAAGUGCUCGAAAAGCAUUGGACAAAGACUUAAAACCAAAUUUGGAACAACGUGAUAAACUUAUGCAAAUCUUAGCCUAUCCUCCGGGAUAUUAUCUGUCCAUCGAAGAGCAAGAUCUAGUAUGGAAAUAUCGCUUUUUUCUCUCACAAUAUAAAAAAGCACUCGCUAAAUUUCUCCAAUGUGUACAUUGGGAUAAAGGCGAAGAAGUAAAACAAGCACUUGAUCUUUUGCAACAAUGGGUUACCAUGGAUACCGAAGAUGCACUCGAACUACUGGGACCAACAUAUCAUGAUCCAAAAGUUCGUUCCUAUGCUGUUGCAAGAUUACGACAAGCAUCUGAUGAAGAUCUUCUCUUAUACUUGCUGCAAUUAGUACAAGCUCUUCGAUACGAACGAUAUGAUUUGAUUAAUGCAAGUGUUAUCGAUUCGAUUCCAGAAGAACAAUCGAGUGUGUCAAAUGGGCUUUAUGAAAACUUUGCCUCGGCCAUAGGACAAUCGGAUUCUACCUCUAGUGAAUCAAGCAAAUCAUCAUUACCUGAAGUUGAUUUGUCGACAUUUCUCAUUCAACGUGCAUGUGAAAAACCUGUCGUAGCAAAUUAUUUAUUUUGGUAUGCAUACGUUGAAUGUGAAAACAAUAGUUCAUCAAAAGACAAAACUACCAGUGAAAUGUAUCAAGCAUUUGUUAAUCGACUCCUCUUAACCCUGAAAACCAAAAAUGAACAAACCCAACAAGUUCGUCUUUCAAUUGAAGCACAAAAGAAAUUUGUCGAUAAACUCGUGGAAUUAACGAACAUUGUCAAACGUGUUCAAGGUUCAGCAAAAGUCAAAGAAGAAAAAUUACGUCAUUUGUUAUUAGCUGGCGAUGAAUCGCCAGUGAAGUUUAAUUUUCUGAAUUUUGAUCCUAUUCCUCUACCACUUGAUCCUGAAGUCCAAAUUCGUGGAAUCAAUCCUGAUAAAAUUAAAAUAUUCAAAAGUGCGAAAUUGCCAUUUCUAUUCGUAUGUAAAACGACAAAUGACGAAGAAUACCCAAUUAUUUUCAAAAAUGGAGAUGACCUUCGACAAGAUCAACUAAUUCUGCAAAUCAUCAUGUUGAUGGAUCGAAUUCUUCGGAAAGAAAACAUUGACUUGAAAUUAACACCUUACAAAGUCUUGUCGACAAGUUUGAAAUAUGGUAACUAUCAAAAAGAAAAUGAUGAUGCGAUACUAAUUUAUGUAUUCGAAGGUUUCGUGCAAUUUAUUGAUUCUCAAUCGUUACGAAGAGUACUCGAACGUAGUCGUACUAUUCGUCAAUAUCUCCAAAGUAAAGCAAUAAUUGCGAAUAGCGAAGAUGUAACUCUCAACGAUAUCGGAAUUCCUCACGAAGUUCUCGAUGCUUAUGUUAAAAGUUGCGCUGGAUACUGUGUUGUUAUGUACCUGUUAGGUGUCGGUGAUCGACAUCUUGAUAAUUUGUUAUUACGUGAUUCGGGUCAAUUGUUUCAUAUUGAUUUUGGUUUUAUUAUGGGCCGAGAUCCGAAACCAUUACCCCAAGCGAUGCGUGUUUCGAAAGAUAUGAUGGAAAUGCUGGAUGAUAAACGCUUUCUUGAUUUUCUACGGCAUUGUUUUACUGCAUUUAUUAUUCUUCGAAAACAUGCAAAUGUAUUUGCAAAUUUAUUUUCUUUGAUGCUCGAUGCAAAUAUUCCUGACAUCGCUUUAGAACGUGAUAAAACAGUUAAAAAAUUACUCGAUAAAUUUCGUUUGGAUCUCGAUGAUGAAAAAGCAAUUAGUUAUUUAAAAGAUUUGAUUGAUUCAAGUAUUGGCGCUAUUGUCCCUCAAGUCUAUGACUAUUUUCAUAAUUUGUUACUCGCUUUUCGAUGA